CAUAUGAGUCUGUCGCGGAAGGCAAUAGCGGAAUUGCCCUUCAAAAUCAUUCCUCAGUCUAACUAAAUUUCAGACAGCCAGGGUCGGUGAGUAGACAGGAGCCUACCAAACAUUUUACAGAAUGGGACUCACAAGUGAUGCCAGCUACAAGAAGCUCGAGCAAUGGUACAAGUCCAAUGCUGGAAACCUCAAUAUGAGGAAAAUGUUCGAAGCUGACAAGGACAGGUUCAACAAGUUCAGCCUGGCAUUAAACACAGACGGUGGAGACAUCCUUCUUGAUUACUCCAAGAAUCUCAUCAAUGAGGAAGUCAUGGCAAUGCUGGUGGAACUGGCCAAGUCCAGAGGUGUUGCGGAGGCCAGAGACAAGAUGUUUAGUGGAGAGAAGAUCAACUUCACUGAGGUGAAUAUCUUGGCACUGAACAUUCUUGUUGCAGAG
Messenger RNA from Clupea harengus (Atlantic herring), 436 nucleotides. RefSeq names its product glucose-6-phosphate isomerase-like (gene gpib). The record is from RefSeq and is a predicted model, not a curated record. The transcript has 3 exons. Lineage: Eukaryota; Metazoa; Chordata; Actinopteri; Clupeiformes; Clupeidae. The annotation marks the transcript as partial. Gene Ontology annotation, molecular function: glucose-6-phosphate isomerase activity; carbohydrate derivative binding; monosaccharide binding. Gene Ontology annotation, cellular component: cytosol. Gene Ontology annotation, biological process: gluconeogenesis; glycolytic process; glucose 6-phosphate metabolic process.